CGGCCAUGCCAUCCGCAGUUAGUCGUCCGUGAGCAGUCUCAAGUGUCAGGUCGAUCCUGCGAUCCGUCGUGUCGGUUGGCUUUCUGGGAUAUCUAACAUACUGAACUGUAUUUCCGAAGUUUCUCUCUUGUGGGUUUGAGAAAGCUAGAGGGAGGCUAGUGGGUGUUGAGCAAGUGUGCCAGGAAGAAUCCACAAAUAAUAUCCGCAUAUCAGUGAAAAUGUAGUUAAGGAGUUUCGUGGCUAAGCCAACUGUGAGCGCUCUUCUCUGCCAGUCCCUUCGAUAUAUCCUCGGAGCGAGAGGAAAUUCUAUAGCAGAUGUGAUAAGUGGGAAGCUGCGAAAAAAUAUGUGUUGGGAAAGCAGCUAGAGGGAAAUUGUGUGUUUUUGUCGUCUAUGUGCGCGGAAAUUCACCAACCCCAAGGAUAUACGUUUCCGCCGAGGGGGGAGAAAAAAAAGCAAAGAAAACGAAAAAAUAACGAUGCAAUGAUUUGCGGUCUUGGAUGCUGAGGUGUAUAUCGAAUUUCACACGGCUUGUUACGGCGAAUAAACCGGGUUUGUCGUCGAGGAGAGGAAGAAAAUUUGCAUUGGAUGUGAUUAUUCACUUUCCAUCGACAAGUUCGGCGAAUCGUUUGCAGAACAAGUGCAUCGCACAAAACAUGAGUCAAUUUGCUGCGACAGUGACAGUUGCCAGUCGCGAUUGGAAGCAACUAAAUUUCUGCGGUGUAGGAUUUCGAUGUCGAGUACGAUGCAAUUAAGUGCACACUGGAUGCAAUCCGAUUAUCAAAAAGUGUGCGUUCCUCGCUCAGUGAUCUCCGCGUUUUGAUUUCCAAAAAUAAAAGUGUAUCCACUCCCACGUGCGUGGUUUUUGUGCGAUCUGUUGGUUGACCAUCCCGGUGUGUUAAUUACGACUCCGGGGGGAGUGUAUUUAUUUAAUUUAUAUAUUUAUUUAAAAUAAGAUUUAAUUUAUCAAUUAACCACAACCAUGACCUCGACGACGGCCAGGAUGACGAUGAAGCCGUUCGGGGUGUACUUAUUGGUGAUUACGACCGGACUUAACAUGUUGUUAACUGGUGCUGAUUGCGCCAUGCUGGCCGGACUGGUGGCACCCAUAGAAGUCAUCGAGGAGUGGGGCUGCUACGACACCGAAAUCCGACUAACGUGCGGAAAUCUCGAGUCCAGAGUGGCGAUACUGGAGGCCAAAUUCACACCACACUGCGCCGAGGACCGACCGGAGGAAUGUGUGCACGUCGACGAGAACAGCGUGACGCAUUCCUUUUCCUCGCAACGGGUAGACAAGCUGACCCUGGAGGAGAAGGAAGCCGGCCAACGGUUCCUGCAAACGUUGCGGCGCAAUCAUCGCGAGCACGAGAAAUCCCCCGGCGAGAUGGUACCGUUGAUGGGGGCGGUUCACUCGGCCAACGGGUCUACGUCAGUGCCGGUAAGUGCUCGCACGGUGAAAGACAAACGAAGCUCACUGCGGGCCACUUUGGAGCAUCUGAUUGUGCGGUAUCUACGACGGAUCACCAGCAGCGGCGAGGACGAGGAAGAUGAAGAAACCGGGGGGUAUGAGGUGUCAUCGGUGCGCUACCGUCGACAGGUGGUAUCGUCUACGGGUGACCUCAACGGAACUGGGACUACCGUUGAGUUUGGCGGCGGUGACAAUUCAACGGAAGUGGUUGGGAACGAGGGACCAGAAAGUUCGGUGGAGAUUACAUUGCUCACCAAUGACAGCGAUAUCAGUGGAAAUGGCAGUGCUAUGGUGGGUAGUGAUUCAAGUGAGAUUACGGAAGCCAGUGGGUUACCGGGUGGGAGCAGUGCUGUAGUGGUGGAAAGUGCCAACGGGGGGUCAUUCAGCACCGCGAUGCCGAUUGUUGAUGAGAAGAGUUCUAAAUUAGUGGAUGACGGCGGUGAACGACCGGUUGGGAAAGGGUCACGCAAGCACAAAGCCAAGAAAAAAGAAUGUACCAGCAUUCGCAAGCGGAUUGCUCAGCUGGAUCGAUUCGAGAUGGAGAAAUCGAUGCGGAACGAUUCAUUCCGGGAGUACAACAUUCGGAGCGCGCUCAACUACAGGUGUUCCGGCAAAAACCAUUGUAGCUUUGUGUUCGCCCAGGACCACCCGUUUGCCGUGGUGUGGAAGGAAGGUACCGUCAGGGUGAAGUACAUCUGUAUGGACGAUUUCCGCAUCAGCAAGUACUGCGAUGAGCACUUAAUUAUCGGCAACGAGGACCAAUGGGAGCGGCGGACCACCGGUGAAAGGGACGUUUCCGGCGACGCCUCAUCCAGCAGCGAAGGCAACGCUAACGAGUCCCCGGCGCAACAGCACCAGCAUCACGACGCCGGUGGUGGGGGUGGGGAGGUCACAUCUGAUGGCACCACCACCACGCCCGGUAGAAAUUAUUACAAUGACAACUCUAACGAUCCUGUUGGCUUCGCUGGAGACCGGCGUCGACAGCGGAACUUCUACGACUACGACGAGGACAGCGAUGAUGGCUAUGGUGGCUACGGAGACGACGACGACCCGGACGAAGACUACGGCGAACCGAGGGCGGAAGCCUUGCAGCAAUUGCCAAUGGUUCAACAGAUGCACUCGUUUCAUAAUUUGAAAAUUCUGAAAACUUUCCCCAGCGAGUCGGUGCCAAUUAAUGAGACGGAACAGCAGCGAAAGCUGGACGCGGAAGCGACCUACCGAAAGCGGCAGAAGGUUUUCUCGCAGGACUUUCGAGUGCUGAAAAUCCUGCCUAGCAACCUGGACGAAAUCGAGGACAUCAAGCAGGUCGGCAACGAGUAUUUCUUCAAGAAGGACGUUGAAGUGACAGUUGACGACGCCGAGAACGAAAUUGUUCCGGACGUCGAAGGGGACAAUCAACUUCCGUCCUCCACCAACGAAGCCAACAAUCAGUUCACGGAAACGUUGGACAUUGUCGUGCUUCCACCGCCCACUAAAGAUGCGGAUGUGUACGAGAGUGUACUCGAUGGAGCAGCCUCUACGGCAUCAAGUGGUACGACCAUCAACUCGGUGGAGCUUGCGACUCCCACAAUCGGAUCGCGAGUUCUAACCAAUGUCAGUCAAACACAAGACGUACCAGAUCAACAAGUUCCACAUACCACGCUUGGAUCUUCAACGAUAGACGGAACGUUGGAGAGUUAUCCGAACGUGGAAUCGAAUGAAGUCGAAGAGGAAGGCGCACGGGUGAACAAAACCAGCAGCGCAGAGGAUGGAUUUAGUUUCAACAAUAGAACAUUCCGAAAAAUGCAGGAAGCGAUCCUGGAGGGUAUACAUGAGGGACCGAACGGCGACGGCGGUCCCUACCCGACGAGCUACGAUGAUGAUGACGAGGAUGAUUUCGAAGACGAAGAUGAUGACAGUGACGAUUUCGAUGGAAGCGACCGGAGAGGUCAUAAAAAGUAUAUCAGUAUUCAGCGGACGCUUCUGAAGCAUCCCCUGCGCCAGGGCUUCCUGAUGACGCCCGGCUAUCCCAAGUACUACAUCGGCGACAGUGUCUGCCGGUGGACGCUGUACGCUCAGCGACACCAGAAGAUUAAGUUAACUAUCCUAGAUUUAGCGCUGCGGUACGAUGAACCGUGUAGAGAUUAUAUCGAGAUCAGAGAUCUCGAUACGAAUCAGACCCUGUUUAGCAGUUGUUCGGAGAGUACGCGACCCGUGGUGGUGGUCAGCAUACGAGAAAAGGUCGAGGUUAAAGUGAGAACCACCACUAAAGUGGCCUACCCGAAACGGGGCGUGCUGAUACAUUAUUCAGCACUCGGGUGCGAGUUGCCGUCGCCGAUUCCGCCGCACAUGACGCUGGUCCGUCGAAGCGAGUCCCGAGCGAAAUACGUCUGUGAUCCCCUGUAUGUGUUUCCCGACACAGCUGAGCCCAGUCGUGAACUAGUCUGCACCGCUAAGCACACGUGGAACCGACCGUUGCCGGCCUGUGUAGAAAAACGCGCCACCGAAGGAAGUGGUCUAGUGUCCCAUUACGAGCAGAAGCGCAAAAUAAGUGAUUCGGAAACCAUGUCUGACAAAAAGGCAGACACCGUGUACGACAUCCUGAUUCCGUCGAUGGUAAUCGCUGCCCUAUUUAUUGUUAAUGGCAUCGUAUUCGCGGUCAUUAUGCGCUACAGGAACAAAAGAAAACAACGCCUUGAACUAGACAGUAAGGAACUAGCAGAACUGUAAAGAGCCCCUCGUCACUUCCUCAAGCAAGCAAGGAACAACAGCUGAAAAAUCCAAUGCAUGAAAAAUACUCAAAACAAUGAUAAUGCAUGUACAAGAACAAUGGAAAGAGUCAUUAGGAAUGGAGAAGAAUGAAAGCAAACCAUCUUCACCGUUCGCCGUCGUCGUCGCCUUCAUCAUCAUCAUCGCCAUGAUUGCACAUCCAUAGAUACCUUUAUUUUCGCCGGAAGUCAGAGAAAUUCUUCGACGUCAUGUCAUCCGCCACAUUGUCGUCCCUAUUGGAAGCGGCCGAGUACAGAGUCAUAUUUCUUUUCUGUGUCUCCAUGUAUGUUUGUCAACAUCAAUCUCCACCACCCCUGCAAACAUCAACACGUGUGUAUUUGUCACACCCCUAACGAACAACAAAAGGUGUGCACACCCCUGGGACGUCCCAUCAAGGGCAAGGUCGUCAUCAUCAUCUGCCGCAGAACCAGUAGAAGCACCAUAUCAUCAACUCAUCUUCAUUAUCAUGGCCACUGGAGCAUUGCUGUCAUCCUAGAUGUACACGCGAAUGCGACAUGCCAAAAGGAAACCGAACAUUAUCAUCGCCACACGGUAGAAUAAAAAACGGAAAAGGUAAGUCUAACCCACGGUUCAAUUAUUGGAAAACGGAUUCAAAACGCACUCAGUUUACGAGUCAGAGCCAGAUAUUUUGUCGAUCUAAGGAACAAAAACCGAUUGGAUGUAGUUCAAUAGCUUAUAGAUUUGAGCAAUCUAAGAUUAGAUAAAGUUUGAAGAUUACGCAUUACUGGGAUCACUGGCAAUUGCAGAGCAUAGGAAGAGAAAAUUGCUUUAGAUAAAUUUGAAACCAGAAUUGGUGAACCUCUGAAAAGGAGGUUUAAUAUUUUUGGUUAUUUGGCAGUUGCCAAACACUUUGCUUGUCUCUUAUAUUUUGACACAGUUGCCAGUAUUCUUGGUAUGAGAUCCUCAACGUUCACACCCACACGUACACGGUAACUAUUUUUGCACGCUGAAAAAUUAUUAUAUACAAAAUCUCUUAUAUCGCAUUUAAAAUAAAAACAAUGGUUAUCGUAAAAGAAACAAAAGAUAAAACGAAACAAAAAUAUUUAUAUUAUGCAAAAGUGCUAAGGAAUUUUGAUAUCUUAUUUCUCCGAUGUUUUAGUCUCGAAAAUAUUUUCUUGCAUUUUCGCUUGGAUAACAAAAUCAAUCUAAAAUAUAAGUGCGCCGCAAAAAAAUAUCGCUCCGGGUAAUGUAAUAUUUUCUAAAAUUUUACAGUUAAUAAGCAAAAUGAACGAACACUGCUUAAAUUCAGCAGUAAAAUAGUUGUCAUUAGAGUAUCGAAUUGGAUAUAUUUUUCGAGUUUGUUUCCUAAUCUACCAAUACAAAGAAAUUUUCACCACCAUCAAUUUCAAACAAAGAAGGUAGGGUCGCGUUUUAAGGAGAAUAUAAUAUUCAGCCUGAAUACACGCAUACAUACACACAAACCACACAACCACAAGCCAAAGAUUAGAUGUUAAAGCGCGAACCUAGAAUGCAGUUCUCAGUCGACUACUUUGACGAGAGUUGAUAAAUAUUGGUAAGAUAAACGAAAAUCAACAUGUGCUUUAACGAAACAAAGAAAAAAAUUAACCGCUCUUUAAACAAACAAAGAUAAAGUCGCUGUAGUAAAUCUGUAAAAAACAACCUGUGGAACUGAUAAAAACUGAUGGAAUUUGAGUUUCCUGUGCGGGAUAGAUGAUGCUUGGCCGUAGUGAAUUGUGAUCGAAACAGUUACGCAGACAAACACACAUACUGACAAACAACCCAAACGAUGAGAGUGAAGAGAGAAGUCAGUACGCAAUGAGAUGAGUUAUUGUGGUAAUCUUUUGGUUUUUCUAGUUGAAGAGAUGGGCGCUCUCGCGUACAAAAAUCAAAGCAAACCAGACAAAGUUUUUCCAAACUAAUCAAUUCUUACGUGUUUUGUAAUUUUCACGCCUCAAACGUAGAAAAAAAAGGAAAUCAGUACAGGAUUUUCUGAUCACUUUAUUGUUUUUGCGACUUUCCAUAAGGAAGAAGAAAAAUUGUCAACGGAAGUCGUUUAUUUUUUUUUUUGAACUCUGUUAUUUUCUUAAUUUUUUAAGGAAAUAUUUAUUUGCCUAAUUAAACAUUGUACUUCCAUGCUGAAUAAUAAAAUGAUACAAAUGAAA
This is a messenger RNA of Aedes aegypti (yellow fever mosquito), 6358 nucleotides long. RefSeq lists its product as uncharacterized. The record is from RefSeq and is a predicted model, not a curated record. The coding region runs from base 981 to 4175 and encodes 1064 amino acids. NCBI's taxonomy places the organism in Eukaryota, Metazoa, Arthropoda, Insecta, Diptera, Culicidae. The transcript is spliced from 12 exons.